Messenger RNA from Dalotia coriaria, 623 nucleotides. RefSeq names its product basic helix-loop-helix transcription factor scleraxis. Gene Ontology annotation, biological process: developmental process; regulation of transcription by RNA polymerase II. The transcript has 3 exons. The record is from RefSeq and is a predicted model, not a curated record. Bases 42 to 623 code for a protein of 193 amino acids. Gene Ontology annotation, molecular function: RNA polymerase II transcription regulatory region sequence-specific DNA binding; protein dimerization activity; DNA-binding transcription factor activity, RNA polymerase II-specific. NCBI's taxonomy places the organism in Eukaryota, Metazoa, Arthropoda, Insecta, Coleoptera, Staphylinidae.
UACAAAAACAGAAGUUAGUUGUGAUUGGAAAUUAGUGCAGAAUGUCAGAUUCAAGUUAUAAUCCACCCGCGCGAGUCACAUCUGCUGCGAAUGAUUUUCCCGCUAAUUACGGCGGGGAACUGGGCAGCUAUAGCGGCAUUUGGGACCCACAUCAUUGCUUGGGAGCACAAAACGGCAACGCAAUCGGAAGUUAUCCGGAAUUGUUGACUUUUGCGCCGGAUAUCGUAUGGCCACGCCAGCAGUGCGGUUCUCUAGUGACUACGCAUCAUCGUCUAGGACGCGGUGCAGCAGGAAAUACCGGAGGAAUUGGUGGAGCCGCGGGCGGUACAACUGGCCACCAUCACCACCAUUCUUCCAAGAAGAUUCGGAGACGCGUAGCAACAAUCGCCCAACGUCGAGCUGCCAAUAUUCGCGAACGUCGUCGCAUGUUCAACUUAAAUGAAGCAUUCGACAAACUGCGUCGCAAGGUUCCUACCUUUGCCUAUGAAAAACGUCUCUCGCGGAUCGAGACACUGCGACUCGCCAUCACCUACAUCUCCUUCAUGACAGAACUACUGCAUGGCCACGCUGCAGAUGGUCAUCCGCACGGCGAGUACAUUCCUUACCAUGCCAUAAUCAACUGA